Molecule: messenger RNA, 174 nt
Organism: Coccidioides immitis RS
Lineage: Eukaryota; Fungi; Ascomycota; Eurotiomycetes; Onygenales; Onygenaceae
Exons: 2
Coding region: 1-174 (57 amino acids)
Source: RefSeq, a predicted model, not a curated record
AUGACGCUAGCUAGAAAGUUGCUGCUUCAGCUCAGUCCAAGGAUGGCCGAGGAAUGGCUUGGGCGAGCUUCUGCGCACCCCUUGUCCUUUUCCUCCACGCCCUGGCCAAUCACGGCAGGUCUCAAGCAAGCCCGACUGAGAACGGAGGAGGAUGUGCGCAACUUCUAUGAUUGA